Molecule: messenger RNA, 1561 nt
Organism: Cryptomeria japonica (Japanese cedar)
Lineage: Eukaryota; Viridiplantae; Streptophyta; Pinopsida; Cupressales; Cupressaceae
Exons: 10
Coding region: 56-1039 (327 amino acids)
Biological process (GO): rRNA methylation
Molecular function (GO): methyltransferase activity
Source: RefSeq, a predicted model, not a curated record
AUUCAAAUAAGCAUUAUCCGCUCUGAAAUACGGGGGCGGCGGGCAAUGGGAAGCAAUGGCAAUGGAGCUCUCAUUUUCUGCUCAAAAUACACUCAUUUCUCCUUCAUUUAGAACGCCUCCUUUGUCACCAAGCUCCAAAAAGUCUUGUAGAAUUUGCUUGUAUACUACAUCUAAAUAUGCAAACUCAGUUAGAUGUGCCGGUCCUUACAAGGACAGAAGCCAACCUGCUAAAAAUAAAGGAGAACAAAUUUAUGAUCAAUCUGGCAUUCAGACCGCGAAUUUGGCUCCGCGACUUACAAAGGUUCAAAAGUUGUCAAAGAAGGAGUACAAGAGGUUUAAGGAGCAGCAGCGCAUAGAGGAAAAAGGGAUACCCGCUGCAUCAGUUGUAAAGGAAGAUCCUAGGAAAACACAUAGGAUUCUAAAGGUUAUAAGAGGGAAGGCAUGUGGGAGAAAAUUACUCUCUCCUGCAGGCAUGGAUGUUCGACCCAUGAUGGAAGUUGUGCGGCGUGCUUCAUUUGAUAUGAUACAGGUAUCUUGUGGCUGUCCUACAUCAUUACUCCCAGGACGAUGGCUAGACUUAUAUAGUGGCACUGGCUCAGUUGGGAUUGAAGCUAUUAGUCGAGGUUGCUCAGAGGUGCAUUUUGUUGAAAUGGACCCAUGGGUUGUGGAGAAAGUCUUGCGACCAAAUUUGAUACAUACAGGUUUUGAGGAACAAUCAGUUAUACAUAUGGUCCGAGUUGAAGCAUUUCUGAAAGAGUCUGAGAAGACAGCUAGUAAAUAUGGGUUAUUUGAUUAUAUCAGUGUCACACCUCCCUAUCAAUUAGUAGACUACACUGUUUUGAUGGAUCAGCUUUCAAGCUCGCCAUUAGUUGGAAAAGAUUCAUUCAUUUUGGUGGAGUACCCAAAAAGGACUGUUAUGGAUGAUUUCUGUGGGCCUCUUGUUAAGAUAGCAGACAAGCGGUAUGGACGAACUUAUUUAGCUGUCUAUGGCCCUGAAUGGUCUAGAAGAAAGCGGCAAAUGGAAACUGCAUCCGAAUGAGAAAAAUCUUGGUCAGAAAAAGAAGCCAUCUGGAGAGGUCUUUUGAAGAACUCCAGGUGGAGAAGCGGGUUUACAGAGAAGAAGACCAAUAUCAAGGAGAGAGAUUGUGGUAGCUUUUGUUGCUGGUUCUAGAUCAGUUUAUUAUCACUUUUGUAAUGGUUUUUAUCAACCCAUAUGGUUGCAAAUCAAUGUAAUUUAAGCUGUGCAAUGUUAUUUAUCAAUUCAAGACUUUUUGAAUGAGAAACAUGAGACAUUUCUUACACAUUUUGAGUUAAUUUCUAGCAUUUUUUGAGUUGCAUUGUUUAUUGUUAAGAGUUUGUGAGAGGGGGUUCUCAUCCCUGCAUGAGUAAGUGCCUACAAAUAUAGAAGUGGGAGUUGGUGCUUCCAGUGGGUUGGUGGUUGUAAAUUGAAUGAGAGGUUGGUGCUUCUAGUGGGUUGUUGCUCACAAAUUGAAUGAGGGGUUGGUGCCUACAAAAUUUGUAAAAAGAAGAUUAAUAAAAGCAAUAUCUUUUCGUGGGUUUG